This is a messenger RNA of Arachis ipaensis, 1236 nucleotides long. Lineage: Eukaryota; Viridiplantae; Streptophyta; Magnoliopsida; Fabales; Fabaceae. The record is from RefSeq and is a predicted model, not a curated record.
AUGAAGUACGAUGGAACCCAAGAUCCCCUGGAACACUUAACGGCUUUCGAGGCCAGGAUGAACCUAGAAGGGGUGGGAGACAAGGUCAGAUGUCGGGCCUUUCCGGUCACCUUGGCGGGCCCGGCGAUACGGUGGUUCAACAACCUCCCACAGGGCUCGGUGACCCAAUUCUCCGACAUCAGCCACGCCUUCUUGGCUCAAUUCACUAUCAAGAUUGUCAAAGCCAAACAUCCAAUCAAUUUGCUAGGAGUGACACAAAGACCCGGGGAGCCGACCAGGAAGUACCUGGACCGUUUCAAUGACGAGUGCUUGGAAAUUGACGGUCUGACGGACUCGGUGGCAAGUCUGUGCUUGACGAACGGGCUCUCAAAUGAGGACUUCAGGAAGCACCUCACCACAAAGCCCGUUUGGACAAUGCAAGAAAUCCAGUGCGUGGCCAAAGAGUACAUCAAUGACGAAGAAGUCAGUCGGGUCGUGGCCGCCAAUAAACGACAGCCCGCUUACAACCAAGGCCGGCACUAUGAAGGCAGAGAAAGACCCAAGGAACACGCCAGGGACGGCGGUUCGAGUAAAGCACCCAAACUGUUCCCCCGAGUUGGGAAGUUCACCAACUAUACCCCCCUCACGGCAUCAAUCACCGAAGUUUAUCAACAGAUAGCGGAAAAGGGGAUACUGGAUGGGAAACUUGCCGACUUCUCCCACCUUAUAAGGGAGCCAAGGAGACGCAACCGGGACCACGAUAGCGAAGACAGAUCCCGGUCAACAAGACGACGACAGGAACCAGAGGGUGACGACCACGGCCUCACGGUGGUAAACGUGGUAACGGCCAGGAACACCGCCCCAAGGUCAAGGUCGGCAUGGAGAAAAGACACCAAGGUCCUAGCGGUCUCCACCUCGUCUGUUAGGAGUUUCCGAGGCCUCCCACCCAUCUCCUUCGGACCAGAGAACCAAUGGUUUGACGAGGCGCCAGAAAGUCCACCCAUGGUCAUCACGGCCAGGGUCGAAAUGGGCCUCGUCAAGCGAAUCCUGGUAGAUACGGGGGCAGACUCGAACAUCAUGUUUCGAAACGUUUUCGAUGCCCUGGGACUAAGAGACGCCGACCUGACGACCCACCAGCACGGUGUGGUAGGGUUGGGAGACAAUUUCAUUAAGCCGGAUGGAAUCAUCUCACUCCCGACCUCCGUGGGACAGGGGCAGAAGCGACGAAAAGUCAUGGCGGACUUUGUAAUAUUAUGA